AUGUCGGCGCGCGGCCGGUGCGCCAAGGUGCUCCCCUCCGAGCUGAACAAGGUGUGCCCCGAGAGGGGAGAUGACCCUGCCACACACCCCAAGAAGAUGAGCGACUUCGAGGUGGUGCCCAACCUGCAGCAGAGCAGCAGCAGUGUCUCAAGGAGCAGGAGGAAGGCGCAUUUCCCCGCGGGCAACAAUGAAAAGGAAAAUCUCAUCUCCUGGAUUCCUGAAAACAUCCGGAAGAAGGAAUGCACCUAUUUUGUGGAAAGCUCCCAGACAUCAGAUUCUGGGAGGAUCGUUUGUGAGUGUGGCUAUCUCAGGGAACAGCACCUGGACGAUGCUGCCAAACCUCCCAUCUUCCUGGGGAAGGAAUGGGACCCCAGCAGGCACAUCCAGGAAAUGCCGACGGAUGCCUUCGGUGAUAUCCGCUUCACAGGGCUGGGGCAGAAGACAGGGAAGUACGUGCGCGUCUCCUCGGACACCCCCCCACGGGUCAUCUACCACCUCAUGACACAGCACUGGGGCCUCGACCCACCCAACCUGCUCAUCUCAGUCACCGGGGGAGCCAAAAACUUCGUCAUGAAGCCAAGGCUCAAGAACAUCUUCCGGCAAGGCCUAGUCAAGGUGGCCCAGACCACAGGAGCCUGGAUCAUCACAGGGGGGUCCCACGCUGGUGUGAUGAAACAGGUGGGAGAGGCAGUGCGAGACUUCAUCCUGAGCUGCAGCCACAAGGAGGGCGAGAUUGUCACCAUUGGCAUUGCCACCUGGGGGACCGUGUACAACCGGGAGAGCCUCGUCUGCCCCAUGGGGGGCUUUCCUGCUGAGUACGUGCUGGAUGAGGAGAACCAAGGCAGCCUGUCCUGCCUGGACAGCAACCACUCCCACUUCAUCCUGGUGGAUGACGGGACCCACGGGAGGUACGGGGUGGAAAUCCCCCUGAGGACCAGGCUGGAGAAGUUCAUCUCAGAGCAGACCAAGGUGAAAGGAGGUGUUGCCAUCAAAAUCCCCAUCGUGUGUGUGGUGCUGGAAGGAGGCCCUGGGACUCUUGAUACCAUCUACAAUGCCAUCACCAACGGGACCCCCUGUGUGGUUGUGGAAGGGUCGGGGCGGGUGGCCGAUGUCAUCGCGCAGGUGGCCAGCCUGCCCGUGGCCAAGAUCACCAUCGCCCUGAUCCAGAGGAAAUUGAGUGUCCUCUUCCACGACACCUACGAGCUCUUCACUGAGGGCAAGCUGGUGGAGUGGACCAAGAAGAUCCAAGACAUAGUGCGGAGCCGGCAGCUCCUGACCAUCUUCAGAGAGGGCAAAUAUGGCCAGCAGGACGUGGAUGUGGCCAUCCUCCAGGCCCUCUUCAAAGCAUCCCGAAACCAGGACCACUUUGGUCGUGAGAACUGGGACCACCAGCUGAAGCUGGCCGUGGCCUGGAACAGGGUGGACAUUGCCCGAAGUGAGAUCUUCACAGAUGACCACGACUGGAAGCCCUCAGAUCUCCACCCCGUGAUGGCAGCUGCCCUGAUUUCCAACAAGCCAGAGUUUGUGAAGCUGUUCCUGGAGCAGGGAGUGCGCCUCAAGGAUUUUGUCACCUGGGACACCCUGGUUUACCUCUACGACAACCUGGCGCCGUCCUGCCUGUUCCACAGCAAGCUGCAGAAGGUGCUGCUGGAGGAGAGGGAGCACACAGCCGGCUCCAAAACGCCCAGGCUCCAGAUGCACCACGUCUCGCAGGUGCUGCGGGAGCUGCUGGGCUGCUCCACGCAGCCGCUGUACCCCAAGCCCAAGCAGACGGAGCGGCCCCGGCUCUCCAUCCCCGUCCCGCACAUCAAGCUGAACGUGCAGGGCUCGAGCCUCCGGUCCCUCUACAAGCGCUCUCCUGGCCGAGUCACCUUCACCAUGGACCCCGUCCGGGACCUGCUCAUCUGGGCCGUGGUCCAGAACCGCAGGGAGCUGGCAGAAAUCAUCUGGGCCCAGAGCCAGGACUGCAUGGCAGCUGCACUGGCCUGCAGCAAAAUCCUGAAGGAGCUGGCCAAGGAGGAGGAGGACACGGACACCACCGAUGACAUGCUGGCCCUGGCCGAGGAGUACGAGCACAAGGCAAUCGGUGUGUUCACAGACUGCUACCGCAAGGAUGAAGAGAGAGCCCAGAAGCUUCUCACCCGUGUCUCUGAAGCCUGGGGGAAGACAACCUGUCUGCAGCUGGCGUUGGAGGCCAAGAACAUGAAUUUUGUGUCCCAUGGGGGUGUCCAGGCUUUUCUAACCAAGGUCUGGUGGGGGAAGCUGUCUGUGGACAACGGCCUUUGGCGGGUGGUUACCUGCAUGCUGUUCUUCCCCCUGCUCUACACCAACCUCAUCGCCUUCAGCAGGGAGAAGAGGCUGCAGCCCGUGGGCUGCCUGGCGCGCCUCCGAGCCUUCUUCACGGCACCCAUCGUCAUCUUCCUCAUGAACACCCUCUCUUACUUCACCUUCCUCCUGCUCUUCGCCUACGUGCUGAUGGUUGACUUCCAGCCGCGGCCGUCCUGGCGGGAAUACCUCAUCUACUUCUGGCUCUUCUCCCUGGUGUGCGAGGAGACCCGCCAGCUGUUGUAUGAUCCAGAUGGACUCGGGGUUGUGAAAAUGGCUUCCCUGUACAUCAAGGACUUCUGGAAUAAGCUGGAUAUCUGCGCCAUCCUAGUCUUCAUCGCAGGGCUGACUUGCAGGCUGAUCCCAUCAACUUUAUAUCCUGGGCGCAUCAUACUGUCCCUGGCUUUUAUCAUUUUCUGCCUGCGCCUGAUGCACAUUUUCACAGUCAGUAAAACACUGGGGCCCAAGAUCAUCAUUGUGAAGCGCAUGAUGAAGGAUGUCUUCUUCUUUCUCUUCCUGCUGGCAGUGUGGGUGGUGUCCUUUGGGGUGGCCAAGCAGGCUAUCCUGAUCCACAAUGAGGAACGCGUGGAGUGGCUUUUCCGUGGUGUGGUCUACCAUUCCUACCUGACCAUCUUUGGGCAGAUUCCCUCCUACAUCGACGGGGUCAACUUCAACAUCGACCAGUGCAGCCCCAACGGGACUGACCCCUACAAGCCCAAGUGCCCGGAGACAAAUGCGGACAGCAAGACACCCAUCUUCCCAGAGUGGCUGACGGUCAUCUUGCUGUGCCUGUACCUGCUCUUCACCAACAUCCUCCUCCUCAACCUCCUCAUUGCCAUGUUCAACUACACCUUCCAGCAGGUCCAGGAGCACACGGACCAGAUUUGGAAGUUCCAGCGGCAUGACCUGAUCCAGGAGUACCACGGCCGCCCGCCCGCGCCCCCGCCCCUCAUCCUGCUGAACCACCUGCAGCUCCUGCUCCGGCGGGGCUUGCUCCGCCGGCCGGCCACGCGCCACCAGCUCAAGGAGAAGCUGGAGAAGAACGAAGAAGCCGCCCUUCUUUCGUGGGAGAUGUACCUGAAGGAGAGCUACCUGCAGCACCAGCAGUGCCAGGAGAAGCAGAACACGGAGCAGAUGAUCCGGGACAUUGCACAGAGGGUUGAUGCGCUGGCAGAGCUGCUGGACUUGGACCGGGUGAAGAGGACGGGGGUAGUGGAGCAAAGACUGGGCUCUCUGGAGGACCAGGUGCACCAGAGCGCCCAGGCCCUGAGGUGGAUGAUGCAGGCGCUGCGGGGCAAUGGCUUCAGCUCCGGCGAGGAUGUGCCGCCCGUGGGCUCCUCCAAAGCCUUGGACACCAAGGAGAUUGACCUGGAGGGGAGAGCCGAGGAGAGCCGGCCCCCGUACCACGUGCUUGCCCGACACCUCCUGUACCCGGGGUCUCACACUCUGCGCUUCCCUGUGCCCGAUGAGAAGGUGCCCUGGGAGGUGGAUUUCCCACUCUACGAUCCCCCUGCCUACUCGGCUGACCACAAGGACAUGGCUGUGCAGGACCCCUUCAGCCUCUCCUUGGAGUCUCUCCUGAAGAUCAACUACAACACCAUGGACGGGCUGAUUGACCGGCAGAGCUUCCACGGGCUCUACACCGUGCAGGACGGGCUGCCACUGAACCCCAUGGGCAGGACGGGGCUGCGAGGCCGGGGGAGGCUGCACUGCUUCGGGCCCAACCACGCCCUGCACCCCGUGGUGACCCGCUGGAGGAGGAACUUGGAUGGGUCCAUUAUAAGGAAGAGCCUGAAGAAGAUGCUGGAAGUUCUGGUGGCCCAAUACCCCCUGUCAGAUGUCUGGGCUCUGCCUGGGGGCUCACUGGAGCCAGGAGAGACGCUGCCCCUGAAGCUCAAGUGGAUCCUGCGCCGGGAGUUCUGGCCCCAGUUCCAGAACCUGCUGAAGCAAGGCACUGAGGUGCACAAGGGGUACCUGGACGACCCCCGCAACACGGACAACGCCUGGGUGGAGACGGUGGCCAUCAGCGUGCACUUCGACACCCAGAACGACGUGGAGAUGAAGCGGCUGAAUUCGUUCCUCCAGGGCUGCGACCCGGAGCUGUGCAUCCGCUGGCAGGUGCUGGACAAGAGGAUCCCCCUGCACGCCAACCACAAGGAGCUCCUGCGCAAGGUCUCAACCCUCCUCGGUGCCUACUACUGA
Molecule: messenger RNA, 4527 nt
Organism: Onychostruthus taczanowskii (white-rumped snowfinch)
Lineage: Eukaryota; Metazoa; Chordata; Aves; Passeriformes; Passeridae
Gene: TRPM2
Product: transient receptor potential cation channel subfamily M member 2
Exons: 32
Coding region: 1-4527 (1508 amino acids)
Biological process (GO): calcium ion transmembrane transport
Cellular component (GO): membrane
Molecular function (GO): ligand-gated calcium channel activity
Source: RefSeq, a predicted model, not a curated record